CUGGCGGUACUGCCCGACGUGCCAGCGACGACGAAGGACGUGAAGAUUGAAGAUAUCCAGUUGUGUGGAUCCGACGAUCAGACGCCCGAAGAGAUCGACCGACUCCGCCAGCGGAUCUGGAAGUUUAGACAUCUCCUGAUCGGCAAAGGAAAUGCGCUCCCACCAGCGGCCCGAGGGGUUGUGUGUGAUAUUGAUGUGGGAGGAGCUCGGCCGAUCGCGCUCAAGUGCCGAAAGCUGCGGAUCCAGUUCCGAGAGAAAUUGGCAGAGUUGAUCAAGGGUCUCCUGUCGGCCAAGAUGAUCAACCACUCAAGAGCGUCGCCGAUCGUGGUGAUCAUCAAGAAGAAUAGCGUGGAUAUACGAUUGUGCAUUGAUUAUCGGUUGGUUAACAGUCUCACACAGCUGAUGGUUUAUCCGAUGCCGCUGAUCAACGAUCUACUGUGGGAUCUCGAGUCGACAUUAUGGUACUGCUCACUGGAUAUGGCGAGCGGAUUCUGGGUGGUGAAGAUGACGGAUCGGGCCCGCCUGAUCUCGGCCUUUAUCACCCCAUUUGGACUCUUCGAGUGGAACCGGAUGCCUUUUGGGCUGAAGAAUGCGCCGCAGAUCUACCAGCGGAUGAUCGACAAUGCCCUGUAUGGGUUCACUCGGAUCCCGAAAAUGGCAGGCGAUCUGGAGCAUUUGGAUGUAUUCGAGGCUGGAGAACCCGCGGAGAACCCGAGGAUCCGGGCAAGCCAUCGGUAG
Molecule: messenger RNA, 738 nt
Organism: Phytophthora megakarya
Lineage: Eukaryota; Oomycota; Peronosporomycetes; Peronosporales; Peronosporaceae
Source: the annotation of a GenBank genome assembly